This is a messenger RNA of Durotheca rogersii, 795 nucleotides long. RefSeq lists its product as uncharacterized. The record is from RefSeq and is a predicted model, not a curated record. The transcript has 2 exons. Bases 1 to 795 code for a protein of 264 amino acids. Lineage: Eukaryota; Fungi; Ascomycota; Sordariomycetes; Xylariales; Xylariaceae.
AUGCAGCCUCGAAAUCUGCUCACAUUCUUCUCCGCCGUGGCCCUCGCCUCGGCCUCUCCCCUACGACGACGAUGCGACGGCCACAACGAAACCAUCACGCCCCCCACGACUCCUGCUCCGCCGCCUGCAGCCGUCCCAACUCUGCCUAGCACAGGCUCCGGUACCCAACUUGAAAGCCCCGGCGCCGCCACGCUGAAGCACAUCCUCGUGGGCCACGGCAUCCAGAACUACACGUGCGCCGCGGAUGGCACGACGGCGGCCUCCUUCGGCGCGCUCGCCGUCGUCUGGGACAUCACGGCGCUGUAUCCGGGGACGGGGGCGGCGGACGCGCUCUCGCCGGAGGAGUGGGACGGGCUGACGUCGAAGGUGCUGCGGACGACGCCGCUGCCGCUGAACCUGGCGGCGGGGGCGGGCAACGGGGGCGCGGACGCGGCGGCGCCGUUCCCGGCACCGGCGAACCUAACAGUCGAAGGGGUAGCAGCGCCGCUGCCCUUCCUCGGCCACCACUUCUUCGACGCGGCCAACACGCCGACCUUCGCGCUGGCGGGCGGCGCCGAGCUGUUUAAGGGCAAGAGGGACGCGGGGAUCCCGGCGCCGGCGGACGCGGACGCGGGCGCGGACCCGGCGACCGGCGCCGUCGACUGGCUCCGCCUCAGCGACAAGGCCGGCGCCAGCGUCGGCGUCAGCCUCGUCUACCGCGUGCUCACCGCCGGCGGCAACCCCGAGCCGUGCGCGGCCGCCGGCCAGCCCCAGAGCGUGCCCUACACCGCCCAGUACUGGAUCUACGGGAACUAG